GGUGGCGGUAAUGCACAUUUAAAGUUGGCCAUCUACACCCUGUGCGGCACUUUCUUUGUUCCCUCUGCACAUGGGGUUGUGUGUGGUCUCUGUGCUGUUUGUUAUCAUGAUAUCAUCAGUGGUAACUACAACCAGUCUACAACCAAGAGAAGUGGCAGCUCCGGGCAGUGACAUCACCCUUAGCUGCUCUUUGUCUAAAAACCUGAACCUCAACAACCUGGUCGUCAACUGGCAGCGUGGAGAGUCAGAGGUGGUCCACAGCUAUUACCAUGGGAGAGAUCAGCUGGAAAGACAGAGUGUUGUUUACAAGGGACGAACUCAUCUGUUUGAAGACCAGCUCACAGUGGGAAAUGCCUCACUUAGACUGAGUGAUGUGCAGCCGAGUGACCAGGGCCCAUACACCUGUGAUGUGACAGAUGAACAGGGAAGCACCCAGGAAAAGCUACAACUUCUAGUGGCAGCCCCUUAUGAUGAGCCCAGGAUAUCCAUCCAAGCCACUUGUGACGGCUUUGUUGUGACCUUCAGUGCCUCUCAGGGGUUUCCCCAGCCAGAGGUAGUGUGGAAAGGUGUGAUGGGCAGUACCAACACCACUAUGGAGUUAGACAGCAAGGGGCUCUAUGAGCUGGAGAGUGAGGUGACCCUGAGGCUGAACAGCACUCUGACUGUUACAGCCGAGCUGAGACUGAGGGUGCUGGACCAGAGUUUCACCAAGUUUCUCACACUCCACCCACCACCAGUGUGCUAUGUGAUGCCAGCUGAGCAGAGGAGAAGAUUGUUGAUAUAUCCCCUGCUGCUAAUGCUCCUGGGAUUGGUGCUCCUGUUAUCCUGGAAGAGGUCUGAGCAGGAGACCAAAAAGGAUAAGAAAACAGAAGAAUAGAAUGGCCUUCGGUCCAUGGUCACUCAACAGGCAUCAUGCCAGAGCAAUUAUCAUUGCUUGUUUACAGAGAAAACAUAAAGGGAGGACAGACUUUUAUACUAAUGUACAUUUUAAUAGAAAGUCAUUUUGUAAAAGCGGAACUACAAUACAUUAUACACAAAGUUCAACACAAUACAAUGGGAGUUGCACACCACAACACUAGAUGGUCAUAUGUACAGUGCCUUGCGAAAGUAUUCGGCCCCCUUGAACUUUGCGACCUUUUGACACAUUUCAGGCUUCAAACAUAAAGAUAUAAAACUGUAUUUUUUUGUGAAGACUCAACAACAAGUGGGACACAAUCAUGAAGUGGAAUGACAUUUAUUGGAUAUUUCAAACUUUUUUAACAAAUAAAAAACUGAAAAAUU
This is a messenger RNA of Oncorhynchus mykiss (rainbow trout), 1281 nucleotides long. RefSeq names its product V-set domain containing T-cell activation inhibitor 1. Gene Ontology annotation, molecular function: signaling receptor binding. The record is from RefSeq and is a predicted model, not a curated record. Gene Ontology annotation, biological process: T cell receptor signaling pathway; regulation of cytokine production. Gene Ontology annotation, cellular component: external side of plasma membrane. Lineage: Eukaryota; Metazoa; Chordata; Actinopteri; Salmoniformes; Salmonidae.